This is a messenger RNA of Phanerochaete carnosa HHB-10118-sp, 1389 nucleotides long. RefSeq lists its product as uncharacterized. Gene Ontology annotation, molecular function: protein binding. NCBI's taxonomy places the organism in Eukaryota, Fungi, Basidiomycota, Agaricomycetes, Polyporales, Phanerochaetaceae. The record is from RefSeq and is a predicted model, not a curated record. The coding region runs from base 36 to 1268 and encodes 410 amino acids. The transcript has a single exon.
CUGGCACGACUCUCCACACAGUCGGAUCACUAUGUAUGGAAGACGUGAUCUCUCACGAGCGGGCGUCCGCUUUUGCUCGUCAGGCUAUCACCACGUCCGACUUGGCAGAGUGGCCGGAUGCCGCCUUAGACGGUGCCGAUCAUCUGGAGGAUGGGCGCGUCUUCACCAGUUCCUCGAAUGCUGAGACUCGGCCUCUCAAAUUGACGCGAGCCGCCUUCAGCGAUCCACAAAAUCCGUCCCAAGACUGCUCCGGCUUUGCUUUGUCAGCAGAUGGUCAGCUUCUCGCGGCAUCGUUUAAGAGUACCGACGUUCUCGUAUGGCGACUAUCCGACGGUCUACCCGUCCAACGUCUACACCAUCAGGGCCAUACAGACGAAGUUUGGGCCCUCUCCUUUUCCCCCAUCGACUACACUCUUGUCUCAGGGUCUGACGACGGGACCGCAGUCGUAUGGGAUACUCGACGUGGCCGCGUUCUUCUACGUCUGAAAGGACACAGUGCGCCAGUAAAGAUGAUUGCAUAUGCUCCUCACGGUGCGCUCAUUGCCACUGGCUCUCAAGAUGAAGAUGAAAGAUCUGGCGACAUGUCCGUGAAGAUUUGGGACGCGUCGAGUGGAGCAUGCCUGCAUUCCUUCAGCGUUGAUGACGGCGUGUACAAGCUCACCUUCUCCGCAGACAGCACGUGCCUCUGUGUCGAACUGGGCAAGUUCUGUGUCAUCUAUGACAUUCACACCUACACACGCACUGCUAAAUUACAGCACGUUGCCGAGAAGUGGCUCUACUCGUUGAUGUCUCGCCAAGGCGAUCGCAUAGUCACCGGCCUGGAUUCAGACAAUCCAGGACAAGUGAAAAUAUGGAGCGCGGAGACAGGCGAGGAGCUUCUCACGAUCGAUCAUCCGAUGAAGCUCUCGCGUCCCGUGACAUUCUCCCCUGACGGGGCCGAAGUGAUGGCGGCUUGUCGCGCGGACACGGCAGCCGUCACCUACGACUCGCGGACGGGCCAGCUCCGUCAUAUCUUCAAGUUGGCAAAGCCGGCACAUCAAGCGACGUACUCUCCAGAUGGAGCCUAUGUCGCUUUUGGUGCCGAGUACGGAGAUCUCGAGCUGUACGAUGCGAAGUCUGGGACAUUUAUCGCAAAGUUUGAUGGGCGUGAAGGGAGUGGGACACUCUUUAGGAUACGCUUCGUACCUAACAGUCAAGCUCUUCUAGCAUGGUCCAGUCUUGGACCUUUAGUUCUGUAUAACAUUCAGGAUGUAUUGCGGAUGCGAUAGCGUAAUAUUAGUGUGGCAAUGUCUGCCCUGCUCAGUGUACUACAGCAGUGCAGUCAGGCAGGGAGCAUGUGCCACGGCACAUCCACUCUACAACGAAGACAGGCCCACAGCAAAGCGAGCC